Messenger RNA from Porites evermanni, 5642 nucleotides. The record is from the annotation of a GenBank genome assembly. NCBI's taxonomy places the organism in Eukaryota, Metazoa, Cnidaria, Anthozoa, Scleractinia, Poritidae.
AUGGAACUGGAUGAGAGAUUGAGAUGGAUUGAAAUCCGAGUGACGUCAUCUUUAAAGCCCAGGGCAGAAGAACUCAAGCAUCUGUUCACCAAUGAAAAAAGCAGGUGAGGACUAUAGCAGUUAUAUAUAGAUGUAGCCAAGGCGAAAAGCGAAGAACUUGAGGGAUUUUUUAAGAAAUGUCUUUCUCAAGUAAUUCAACUUUUGCUGUAAGCAGAAAGCAAACUGAAUUCCACCUUAAAAAGUGGACUUGUACCCACAAUCAAUUGAAAAGCAAAAAUUGGUUAGUGGAUAACUAGCAGGCAUAUUUUGCAGUGCCAUCUAUGUGGACGUUUAAACUGACUGAGAGUUGGGGCGAGUCAAAAAUGAUUCCAAGGGAGAGGGUGACGUGGGAAAAUAGGGGAGGAAGGGGGAAGGGGAGGGAAAAUUAUGCCUGCAUGCAGUCAUUGUUUGUUUGGCGAAAAUAGUACACUGGGUAGACAGGAGGUCUGAUUUGUGCAGUUUCAGAUGUUCGAUUGCUUGCUACCAAUCAAGGUCACAUAGGAACAUACACUUUCUGUGUCUUCUGCACAGGGUAUUUUUGACACCUUGAUUCAUCCGGAUUUUGACAAUUUUGAUUCUGUGGUGGAGGAAACUCUUUCCCUCAUAUUUGCCCAAAAAUGACUAAGAUGGGGUCUAUAAUUGGCCACAGAAUAGAUCAAAAUGAGGUAGGGGCUCUGACAGGCUAGUGGCACAUAUCCAGCAAAAAUUAACCCAAGUACCCCCCCCCCCCCCCGCUUUUGUCACUAAGGGCCAGGGGCCGGGAAUUUCCCCCGGCUACUCAGAGCAUGGCCCCUGGCUACUUUCGUCGUUAAAUUAAACCAAAAAAGCACACCUUUGAAACACACAAAGACUAUCCAUCAAACUAAAUGCAGGUUUCAUCUGCAGCAGGUUUAAGUAAUUCUAAAAUACUCGCGUGCAAAAACUAAGAAACGUCGGAAAAAGACAUCUGACUUAGAUUUGGUACUAGUACACACGCGCGAAAACUCUCCGUUCACGAAAUGUCAGUAGGGAGUUUUAGCAACGACGACGGCGACGGCAACGAGAACGUCAAAAAAGUAAUAGGUUUAUUGAGCAAAACAACUAGUUUGCACGUACAUCACACUUUUUUGUACAUUUCUUUGCCGUUACUGCGUGACUACGACGUGAAAAUGCCUAGUUUCACGUUUUAUGGAGGACGUAAAACAAGCGACGACAAUCUUUUCUUUCUCUUUCUAAACUUGAGUGCGCCUAAAGAAAUCAACUCCAGGGAAAUUGGCCUGCAUUAGCUAUUUUCAGCGAAUUGAAACAAACGCGACAAAGUUGGAAACAACGCCAAUUCAUUUUUAAAAGUGACGUUUUCGCUGCCAUCACCCUUGUCGAUGCUUAAAGUCCCUAGUUUCAACCGUUGUGUAGGGUUUGUGUUGAACAUGUCGAAGAAGUGGCAAAGGAUUCUGCACUCUUUGUUCACGAUGAAAGACCUGAGCAGAUCUCUGUUGACAUCACAAGUUGAGGCGUCAUCCGGGGGUUAAAUCUCCCUGAUGCUGAUGUUGAUGAUGAUGAGGAUUAUGAUGAAGGUUUUGAAGAUGAAGACUAUGACUGAUUACCAUGUUUAAUAUAUUGACAUUUAAGUGACCAGGUCUACAUUUAGCUUUAGGUAUCGAGUAUAUAAAAUAACGCACGAUCAACGGGAAAUAUUCGAUCAUUGUCUGCAGGUCAUGAUCACAUCCUCUCAGUUCUACUUCCAAGAAGUUAUAUAUAAAAGGGAAGUUAAACAUUAGCAUUACUCUUGUAGUCUUCUCUUUGAGUCUCGUUUUGACAUCUGAGCGUUGUUUAUAAAGUAUUAGCCCUGUCUUUUCAACUUUUUUCCGUAGGUCAGUUUCUUCGUAUGUUUAAGUGAUGUUUCAUCCAUAAAUUCAAGACCACUAACUUGUUACCAGUUGUGCGGUUUAGUUUUGCCAUAUUUUAUCCCGCGAUUUUUCGUAUGUUACGCUUGUUUUAGCCUGAUCAUACUUUUAUUUUUCAACAAGCCAUAGUAACCUUAUGUUAUGACGCUUUUUCAUACAUUCAUCGUCUGCUUGUCUUCUUUCCGCUUCUCCGUGGGUUAAUUCAUUUGUAAUAUUAGUUUUACUUUUGUUUUCCGCAAGUUGUUUUGUUCUUACGUAUAACUAAAUGAGGAUUUACAAUUGAUUUAACAGCGCAUGUUAAUUAAUUUGCACCGUAUGAGAAUCGAUUGUCCUUUCCACAUUUUUAACAUUAUUUUGUAAAGUAUCGUUGUGAUUUAACACUUCACUGGCCUGCCUGCGCCUUGUCUGCGUAAAGAUAAGAUUGCGCAAAUAACAUGACUGGUGCCAACCUGUCAUUUUUUCAGGCCCGGUGCUUACAUGUAUAUUCCCAUUUGGCAGCCACUAAAAAAACCCUCCAACGAGCCUUUACGUAAAGUAAAGACUUAUUAUUUUAGUGUCUCAGAAUGUUGUAGUUUUCUUUAAUAAAGACGUGAUUAUCAUAAAACCGCUAAUGAUAGCUGUACUCUUGAUAAAGAUUGCUUUUUUGGGGCGGUAAUGCCUUUUGGAAAAUGGUAGAAGUUGCUCUUCAAAAACUUCUUGGGGGAGGGGGGGGAAGGGGCUCCAUGACUGCUUGCGACUUCCCCGGCUACUAACAACAAGUACCCAGCAACUUGAAAUCUUAGUGACAACCCUGCUUCCGGAACAAUAAAUCGCCUGCCAAUGCAUUUUCGGAAAAGCAGUCAGUUGCAAUUAAUUAGGGGGCGUUUGGCAGAUUCAUAGGCUCUGCUGUCAGGCAUUUUUUUCCUUUUUCUUCCUGCCCCAGUUCGGUUAGUAGUUCAUGUAUGACCCCAUGAAAUGUCCUGAGACACCAGUACCAUGUCGUGCCUCUAGGCACAGAGGUGUAGUAAGUGUAGUAAGUGUGGUAAGUGUAAAAUACUAACCCCCAGUUCCCCUUGCCUGCUCCUCCUCCAUGUACCUCUGGGUCGCAAUUCUAAAAAAAUGCCUGCUUUGCAGGCUACAGAUAACUUUACAAAAAUAUGUCACCUUAUCCUCAAUGAUUUGUAUACCUGAGCCCAAGAUACAGUCAUGUGACACUGGUCAGCAAUACCCUUUUUCGACAGCUGUUGUCAUUGUAAGCAUAUCUAGAGAUCUAGAAUUGAAAGAAAAAAGUGUGGCGCUUAGGAUAUAGUGUAUGUGUUAGAAAGUAUCUGAUAAAUUUUUAUUGACAGUCCCUGUUGUUACAAUGUAUCUUAACUAUAAACUCAUCAUUUUUUUCUAACCCAGAUAAUAGUAAACACACAUUUUAUAAAUUAAUCUGAUGAAGUUAUGUUUUGAUAGCACAUGUCAAUUAAUCAUUGUUCAAUCACUAACCCUUUUUAUCUCUAGGGAGGCUAUGUUUGAGUUCUGCAACAAUGAAGAAGUGAAGAAGCUCUUUAUUUUCUUCUCCACGUCAUCUGGUGGCAAAAAUCUUGUGGCAUCACUCCAUCCACCCAAUAGUGUCCAAGAAAAGUCUGUUUACUUUGUCAAGAUUCACAAUGCUGGAAAACUCUCCAGGGACAACAUUGUUACUGAUGUUGCCUUUUGCGACAGCUCCUAUCAGCCUUUAUCUCAUGCCAGCACUUUAACAAAGGAUGUAUUUUUGCCGCUGUUGAGUAUUGAAAUGGGUGGCGGUGUCAGCGCCGACAAAUUGAUGGACUUGGUGCACAGGCUUGUUUCACUUAUGCAGGUCGCUGAAGGAGGAGCGAAGGGUCAGGUCACACUACCUCUGCCAUCUAUUGAGGUGCUAUCUGAGGCUGCAGCCUAUAGCAGCAGGAGACCGGCUGUUAUUCAUGUGCUGGAAACAGCUGUGGUGAACUGGAUUAAGCAGAUCAAGGUGGUUGCAAUAAUAAAUUAAUAAUACAUAGAGAACAUGAAUGGCUAGGUAAUGAAAUGAGAGACACCCCUCUACCCUCCCUAUUUCGAGAUGUUUCCUGGUGUUGUGGGAACUAUUGUUGGUUUGCUUUUGUUUUGUGGCGUGAUUACUGUCCAGUGUUUCAGUCUUUUGUAAUAUGUCGUUUGAUGAAUGCACCUUCAUGGGCAGUGUAUCCACAACACCAGAGAACUUAGCCCCAUUUUCUUGCACUGUUAAGCUUUUUCUUCAUCCUAGACCCACUAGGGAGCUUGUUCAGAGGCUAUGAACAAGCUGGCAUAACCACCAAAAAGUUUGAAAAAGACUCAAAUUAUUUUAGCACAUAAUUUUGUUUUUUGUAAUUUUUUCAUGGGCGCAUUGCCUUUGAACUGGUGAUAUUAUAGGUGAAAUUUAAGGGGGCCUGUUGAUUUGUGAAAAUGGAAGGGGAAUUUAUUCAUAUCAAAUUAUGGAAUACAUGUAAUAUUUAACUUUUUUUGCUGUACUGCUUGCUGAAAGAAGAAUAACUAUUGUUAUUGAGUUGUUUUUCUCUUUGCAUUCUGAAUGAUACAUUAUCUUGGUUUGCAGAUAACACUUAAGCUAGAUCCAGAAACUGAGAUAAAAAAAUAUGGUCCAAGGCCUGGUCCGUUAGAUGAAAUAGAGGUAAUAGUAAUAACUUUUCUUGAUAAUUCAUUAAAAAGUUCAAAAUUUUCCUUGUACAUGUAGUUAAAAUUUGGUGAGAUAAUGAUGUUGUUUUUGCAAAUCAGAUGUGGUCCGAGAGACUGGAGAAGAUCACAUCAGUUAGUGAGCAGCUGUGUUCACAGGUGGCCCUCAACAUUUUGAUGAACCUAGAGGAUGCUCAUAGUACAUAUGCGCAGUCAUUCCACCUUGUUAAAAGAGAAAUUGCCAAGGUUAGAACUUGACAAAAUGAAAAAAAAAAAUGUUAUUUACUCUGACAGUAACUUGAAAAUACGCUGAAAUCAUUGUAGCAUCAUCAUCAUCAUCAUUAUUGUAAGUUGCUGUUUUUGUUGUUAUUUCAAGGGAUUUUAAUAUAGCUGGCAGCCGGCAAAAGUCACCACUUUCUGGUUGUGUUUGGCCAGAUACUCUGUGGGGUUAUUUUGGAGAUUCUUUAGUUAAGGAUGCCAAAACUCGACAGCUGUUUCAGCUAUGAAGUUCGAACUGUGCGUUUUCAGAGAAAUUAAAUCAUAAUUUGCAGUCCUAAACCCACUAAGCCCUAAGAGUGAUGGCACAAAAUUUCUCCUUGUAACAUCAAUGUCUUAUAACACAGACUCGUCAUAUAAAUUAAGGACAUGAUCACGGAACAGUCGAUCUAAUUGAUAACUCAGCUAAUUCUCCCCAUUACUUCUUUUGGAAACGUAAGGACAACAAAUGAGGCUUUUAUUACUGAUUUUAGUGUUUGAAUGGUUAAUAUGUAGUAUUUCCUGGUUAUCUUUACUGACAAUAAUAUUUUGAUGCAUCUGGUGCUUAAGGCGGAAUCAGAGACAAAUGACAAUCUGCAGUUCCUGAGCACUCUUCUUCCUUGGUUUGAGAAACUCCAUUAUGCCACAAAGUCUGCAGAGAUGGUGGUUGUGUUUCCUCCCUUGAUGCACUCUAUGUACCUUGUGUGGGUCUAUUCAAGGUUGGUGUCAAGGUCAUGCAGUCAUAUGACUUCUAAGGGUGACUAUUAUUGGGACCAUGCAAAUCAAAAUAAAAAAUUCAAUUUGCAGUUUUAUUAG